Raphanus sativus (radish) is the source of this 2141-nucleotide messenger RNA. RefSeq names its product transcription factor MYB16. NCBI's taxonomy places the organism in Eukaryota, Viridiplantae, Streptophyta, Magnoliopsida, Brassicales, Brassicaceae. The record is from RefSeq and is a predicted model, not a curated record. The transcript has 6 exons. Bases 992 to 2020 code for a protein of 342 amino acids.
UCAGUUGAUGACUUCUUGAUUUUUGCAAUGUCUGAUCAUAGUACACACUAAUUGCAGGAGACUUGUUAGCAGCAUUCAAAUCACUAAUUGCAGGAGACUUGUUAGCAGCAUUCAAAUUGUGGGAAGCUGUGGUGGAUCGACAGAAUGCCAACAAGUGGCAUCAUUUAUGAAUAGGCAAUAUUGAAGUUAUGUUAGGACCAUAACAGAGUGGCAAUAUGGAGUCAGCAAGUCAUUUAUAGAGCAAAAUUUACCUUGCUGAUUAUUACAUUUGCACACCUGCAAGCACAUACCAUAACCAUACAAGAUCAAAUCAAGUUGACAGUUGACACCAAGAACAGUGUAGUAGCCAAUGGAAAUUUCAUUCAAUGAUGAAGAAACUACUGCACAAGAGAAGACUUUUUAGCAAAAAAGCCAUAGUGUUCUUAUAGGCAAGUUCAAUGCCAAAGAUCAAGGAUGGCAUACCGGGUGAUUAUAUUAGUGUGGUAAGAACGGGAUAACAGAAAGCUUAAAAGUUGCAGGAUUCAAUAAAUUUAAGGGAAUGAUUGUAGCUAGUGACAUGAAUUUACUUGUAUAUCACAGGAAAUAACCGCUUUAAUCUUGUGAUAUGACAGUGGCAGGUAAUAAAAGAUCACCUCUUUUUGCUGCUGUGUGUGUUCUCUCUCUCUCUCUCUCUCUCUCUGAGUUAUUUAGAGAAGGACUUGUUUCUCCAGGUCUUAAAGCCACAAGAGGUAAUAACUUCUAGAGACCCCAUUGUUAAUAAAUGCUCAUCCAUGUGAGAGAGCCGGGAAAAAAGGGGAUUCCAUUUCAUUUUCUUGUUGUGUGUCUCUCUCUAUAUAUCACUCAAGAUAUGCUUCACUUGUUAACAUUCCUACAAACUGUAGCCAAGAAGACCAUUCAUUCCUUUUGCGCAAUGAUGAUGAUCAUGUGAGAUGAAUGAGAUAUCUCUUACUAGCUUCUUCUUUGUUCUGUAAUAAGAUUUAGAAAGAAAAAGAUGGGUAGAUCACCGUGCUGUGACAAGAUGGGUUUGAAGAAAGGACCAUGGACAUCAGAAGAAGAUCAGAAACUUUUGGCUUAUAUUGAAGAACAUGGACAUGGAAGUUGGCGUUCACUGCCUGAGAAAGCUGGUCUCCAUAGAUGCGGCAAAAGUUGUAGACUCAGAUGGACUAACUACCUAAGACCAGACAUCAAAAGAGGCAAAUUCAACUUGCAAGAAGAACAAACCAUUAUUCAACUCCACGCUCUCUUAGGAAACAGGUGGUCGGCGAUAGCGACUCAUUUGCCAAAGAGAACAGACAACGAGAUAAAGAACUACUGGAACACGCACUUGAAGAAACGGUUAGUUAAAAUGGGGAUAGAUCCAGUGACUCAUAAACCCAAAAACGAGACUCCUCUGUCUUCUUCUCUCGGUGGUUUAUCAAAGAACGCAGCCACACUUAGCCACAUGGCUCAAUGGGAAAGUGCUAGGCUUGAAGCUGAAGCAAGGCUAGCUAGAGAGUCAAAGCUUCUUCUUUACCAAACCAAAGUAUCAUCAUCGUCAUCUUCUCAUCAUCAUCUGAACAUCACCUCUUCUUCAUCAGGUAAACAAAACACCACUCUGCACGUUCAAAGGUGGAUGGAAACUUUCUUUGAUUUUUUUGUAUACAAACAAAACAAUGCAGAUCAUCAACAGCAACAUCAGCUUGAAUCUCCGACAUCUACAGUGUCAUUCUCGGAAGCGAAGACAGAGUUCGUGGGAUCAUCAUCAGCAUCAACGUGUCUAAAUAUGAUCAAAGAAGCUGAAAACGAUUGGAUCAGUUCAACGAUUCACGAGUUCCAAGGCGUCGAAGAAGGCCUCACGGGUCUCUUGCUAGGUGGCGGUGAUUCACUAGGCCGGAGUUUCUCAGCCGAUAAAAAUGAGACGGCCGGCGAGACUAGUGGUGACUGUAACAACGGUUACUAUGAGGAGGACAACAAGAACUAUUUGGACAGCAUUUUCAGCUUUGUGGAUCCUUCGCCGUCCGAUUCAACUCCUUUGUUCUGAAUCAAGGGCUGAUAUUUCUCGGGGAAUGUUUUUGAUUCUUGUACUUCUUAAUUUUGGUGUGUAAACUCUGAUUAGAUAAAAAAAAAAUUAAUCUAUUUUUGCAUUUAUUUUCUUUAUAUUA